Molecule: messenger RNA, 925 nt
Organism: Anas platyrhynchos (mallard)
Lineage: Eukaryota; Metazoa; Chordata; Aves; Anseriformes; Anatidae
Source: RefSeq, a predicted model, not a curated record
GGCGGUGUUUGCUCGCUCCCUGCGGAAGUGGCCCUGGGCCCGAACCCAAUCCCGGUCCCAAUCCCGAUCCCGAUCCCGAUCCCGAUCCCGGAUCCGAUCCCGAUCCCGAUCCCGGUCCCGGUCCCGGUCCCGUCCCCGGCGGCUCCGACUGGCAGCAGGCACCGCCGGGGCCGAGAUGGAGCCACACGCCUGAGCCAGGCGGGGACAAGCCAUGGAGACGGUCGUCAUCGUGGCCAUCGGGGUGCUGGCCACCAUCUUCCUGGCGUCCUUCGUGGCGCUGGUGGUGGUGUGCCGGCAGCGCUACUGCCACCCCAAAGACCUGCUGCACCCCUAUGACACCAAGCCCAUCGUGGACCUCAUCGGGGCGAUGGAGACGCAGUCGGAGCCCUCGGAGCUGGAGCUGGACGACGUGGUCAUCACCAACCCACACAUCGAGGCCAUCCUGGAGAACGAGGACUGGAUCGAGGACGCCUCGGGCCUGGUCUCGCACUGCAUCGCCAUCCUGAAGAUCUGCCACACGCUGACGGAGAAGCUGGUGGCCAUGACCAUGGGCUCGGGUGCCCGCGUCAAGUCGCCCUCCAGCCUGGGCGACAUCAUCGUGGUGGCCAAACGCAUCAGCCCCAGGGUGGACGACGUGGUGAGAUCCAUGUACCCGCCGCUGGACCCCAAGCUGCUGGAUGCCAGGGCCGCGGCGCUGCUGCUGUCUGUCAGCCACCUGGUGCUGGUGACGCGCAGCGCCUGCCACCAGCCCGGUGCCCGCGACUGGGUGGACCGCUCGCUGGCGGCCGCGGAGGAGCACAUGGCCGCGCUGCGCCAGGCCGCCAUGGCCACCGAGCCCCCCCCGGCCCCCGACCCCUUCCGGCAGGAGCAGUCGGCCAUCUGAGCCCGCGGCGCCAAUAAACCCCGUGACACCGCGACACCGUGA